Messenger RNA from Saprolegnia diclina VS20, 2296 nucleotides. RefSeq lists its product as hypothetical. Gene Ontology annotation, molecular function: protein binding. The coding region runs from base 28 to 2247 and encodes 739 amino acids. Lineage: Eukaryota; Oomycota; Saprolegniomycetes; Saprolegniales; Saprolegniaceae. The record is from RefSeq and is a predicted model, not a curated record. The transcript is spliced from 5 exons.
GGGAACUACUUUUAGAAAGGGCGCGCCAUGGACACGGUCGCGACGACGCUGCCCGUCCUUGCGCCGCGGUCCACAUCACCCACCAAGCCGCGGGCCCUCGUGCGCAUGCAGACGCUACCUGUGUUUCAGCUGAGCCCGAAAGUGGUGGCACCGGGUAGUGGCGCCAAAGACACCAACUCCGGCUUCAAGAAGCGCGUCGAGCUCACAAAGGCGCGCCGCAUCAGCUUCGGUGCGUGGAGCGCCAAGGUCGCGGCCCGCGUACCCACGUUCGAGAUUGAAGAGCAGCUGCUCGCGGCCCCGACCAACGUCGCGUUGCGCAUCGACUUGGGCUACCGGUACGCCGAGCAGGAAGGCUCGAAAUUCUGGGCGAUCGUGCUCCUGGAGCAAGUGAGUUUGAUGCACGACGAGCGGGGCGGAUGGCGCUUCUACCAAGUGCUCGGCCACGCCCACUACCAUCUCAUGAUGCGCCAUCCGCGGCCGCACCACUGCUGCGUCUUCCAUCUGCACCAAGCGACCGAGACGUACACGCUCGCCAUGUCGUUUCUAGAAAACAUGGGCGACGUGCCCCUCAUCAUCAACUUUGCGACCGCGCUCUUCAUGCAAGGCGUGAAGGAGCGACCGCUUGAGAUGCUCGCGACCGUCAACCUCCACCACGGCAUCCAGUUUGGUCUCCUCGACAACCAAAUCUACGUCGACCGACUGUUUACCCAUUUCCAGAUCCUUGCCGCCAACGACCGACUCGGUGACGCUCUCAACGUGCUCUUUAAAAUCAAGCAGUUGCAUGCGCGGCCGACCGGGUACGCGGCGCUAGAUUUUGACCUGGUCCGCGCACGCUGCCUCCAGCUGCAAGGCGACCUCCUCGGCUCGUCCGAGCUCUUUUCGCGCAUCUUGCUCGACUUGUUUGGGCCUGCGACCAACUACGCCGACGAACUGUACGCGAGCAUGUGGCACAAGCUCUGCAGUCUCUGCCUCCGACGCGGACAUUUGUUUUUGGCCAUCGACUAUGCGACACUCGCACUGACGUACGCCAAAGCCGCCAAACUGCGCGCGACCUUGUACUACAUUCGCGGCGUCUCGCACUACUGCCUCCACAAUGUCAACGCGGCCGAAGACGACUACCGCCGCGGACGCAACUCGUCCCACGAGAUCAAACCCAUGUAUACGCUCCACGAGCUCAAACGCGCAUACAAGGACGACUUUGCCCUAUUGCUCUCGACGUCAAUUCCCGAUAUUGUCGCGUCCGGUCGGCGCGGACUCGGAAAAACCACAGCCACGCUCAAGGUCCAGCGGCAAUUCCGCCAGUUUUUGCAUCGAAAACACCACGGCGCCGACCCGCACACCCUCACGCGGCGGCUUCUCGCCAAACAGUCGACGCUCAAGACAAUCCGUCUUCAAGAGACGCCUGUUCUUGUCGAGGAGCCGGCGCUGCCACAUCUUGAUGACAUCGACGUCGCGCCGCCCACGCGAAAGCAUAUCGACACGAUCGCGUCGCUCAAGCUCUUGCAUGCAGAAACCGUGCGGCUCAAGCCGUACCUUCCGCAUGCGGCCCCGCGCCAAUUCAAAGGGCCGGCCAAGUGCGUUGGCCCGGCGCCACGCAACUUUUUGUCACCCGACUUUGACCGCCCGGACGCGCGCCGCCUGCGAUCGCUCACGUCGUACCGCCGGCUGGGCUACUCGAACGGCGACGUCUCGUACGUGCAGCACUGGCGCGCGCUCCUCGACGUCGGCCUCGAGCUCUUUGCGAGCCCGACAGCGCUGGCGAGAAGCGUAACCCAUGUCCGCACCUUCCACCCGACGCUCGACGAAGCCGUUGCGAUCUGCGCACUCGUCGACAGCGACGGAAGCGUCGACGAAGCCUGCGGCAAGCUCAGUGACGCGGCGUACACCACCGAGCUGCAGUCGCUCGUCGUCGUUCUGGACGUGACGAGCUUUGUCGCGCGGCGGUGGCGGCACGUUGGCUCGACCAACGACACGACGGACAAGGACAAGGACGAUGACGAGCAACCACUGUUUGCGGUCCCCGAGAUUGACGCAGUGACGGGCAAAUUCCUUGUCCAUGACGUCCGGACACUAGUGCUGUCACCGGCGCCGGUGGCCGCGUCGGUACCACACCGCAAUGUAUUUGAGCGCGUGACGAGCCCCGUGUCCAAGCACGAUAGCUUCCGCCCAUUGCAUAUCAUUGACGACCACGUGACGGCGGCGCGUCACGAGCGACGCACCAAGCAAGACAUUGUCGUCUUCAAGUAACUAUCUUUUUAAAGAAACAGUGUUUCAUGGAAACAAAGUUUGACGGAAA